AUGACAGCGCGGCUGCAGCCCAGCACCACCGGCAGGCAGCACCAGCAGCACCAGCACCAGGCGGGACACCACAAGGACGCCAACACCAAGGCCGCCCCCGCCAUCCGCUCCGACGGCAGAAGGGCCAACAAGCCACUGAUGGAGAAGCGACGCCGAGCCCGCAUCAACCAGAGCCUGGCCGCUCUCAAGACGCUCAUCCUGGACUCGGCACGGCUGGAGCAGAACACGAAGCACUCCAAGCUGGAGAAGGCGGACAUCCUGGAGCUGACGGUGCGCCACCUCCAGCGGCAGAAGGCGCUCGGCUCCAGCUCCGUGCUCUCCAAGUUCCGCGCCGGAUUCCAGGAAUGCGCCCGAGAGGUGGGCCGCUUCCUGGAGUCGCCCGAGGUGGUGCUGGCGCCGCCCGAGCCGCACGCGUCGCUCAAGCAGCGCCUGCUGCGCCACCUGGAGAGCUGCGUGGCCGAGCUGGACCUGGACCUGGGGCUGGCGAUGCGCGCCGAGGAGAGCUCCAAGCCCGACUCGAGCUCGGGCCAGCCGCAGGCCCCGCUGCCCGGCUCCUCCUGCUCCUCCUCGUCCGCCUCCGCCUCGUCCGCCGCCUCCAGCACCGCCCCCGCGCCCGGCGCCCCCGCCGCCAGGGGCGACGAGAACAACAACCGCGGCCAGCGCACGCACAGUGCCAGCGGGAAGGCAUCCCCGGGGUCGCUACUGGGUAGCCGCCUGCUGUCCGCAAGCCAGAGCCCGGAGCCCGCAUCGCCGCUGGACGCCACCAACCCCCUGCUCUCCGUCGUACAGGUGAUUCCGUCGCGGCUGCCGGACGGCCAGCUGGUGUUCCUGCUGCCGUCGCACUACGUGCAGCUGGCCGCCGCCGCCGCCGCCGCCCUCGCUGAAAGUCCUCAGGCAGUCCUCCAGGCAAUGGCGAACCCUGGCCUUCGACCUGUUGUCCUAAAUGUAACCUCUCCUGUCAUUGAUGCUUCCCACCACACAUUCUUCCCCUCUGCCACCUCUCUUAUGACUGAGCCCAGCUCGCUGGAAGUCCUCAUGCAUUCCUCCAGGGUGGACGAAGCUGACGACGACGACGACCAGCCCGUCGACUGCUCGGUCGGGACGGCGGCUGCCAGGCUGUCCCCUGAGCCCGCGGAGGCGGCCAUGGACGCCGCUGGAGCGCUGGAAGCCGAGGAGGGUCCCGUCUGGAGGCCGUGGUAG
This is a messenger RNA of Schistocerca americana (American grasshopper), 1200 nucleotides long. RefSeq names its product transcription factor HES-1-like. Bases 1 to 1200 code for a protein of 399 amino acids. Gene Ontology annotation, molecular function: DNA-binding transcription factor activity, RNA polymerase II-specific; RNA polymerase II cis-regulatory region sequence-specific DNA binding; protein dimerization activity. Gene Ontology annotation, biological process: anterior/posterior pattern specification; regulation of transcription by RNA polymerase II; regulation of neurogenesis. The record is from RefSeq and is a predicted model, not a curated record. Gene Ontology annotation, cellular component: nucleus. Lineage: Eukaryota; Metazoa; Arthropoda; Insecta; Orthoptera; Acrididae. The transcript is spliced from 8 exons.